Molecule: messenger RNA, 1814 nt
Organism: Acipenser ruthenus (sterlet)
Lineage: Eukaryota; Metazoa; Chordata; Actinopteri; Acipenseriformes; Acipenseridae
Product: SAP30-binding protein-like
Exons: 12
Coding region: 55-1161 (368 amino acids)
Biological process (GO): regulation of DNA-templated transcription
Cellular component (GO): nucleus
Source: RefSeq, a predicted model, not a curated record
GAAAGGGAGCCGAGAGUCGCGAAGUGAUGAUGUAAAUAUAAGCUUUCGCUAGCAAUGGCGAGCGGAAAGAAAAAUGCACCCUUGUCGUCCCUGGCGGCUUAUGGGGAUGAUUCAGAACAGGAAUCUGACACCGAUACCGGGGAGACAGAAGAGCAAGGAGGGCUGGUGUCGGCUGACUAUGGGGAGUAUGAUGUGAGCCGCGUGGAGGAGGGAGACUCGAGGAUCUCCAUUGAUGAGGACAGCAGAGACAGCUCCAGGAACUCUGAAGAGGAAGAGUCCGAUCCCGAGCCCCCUGAAGCACAUGACGGAAAGACAUUUCUUUUGUACCCUGAAGUGGAGAUGAAAUAUGAGGAAGGCAGACCCCGAACCUGGACCUGUCCUUGCCAGCAGGAGAGCCUUCGAGCGCCUGUAUUGUUGAAGACACGGAUCAAUCAGCUGGAAGAGGCAGCGAACGUCCAUAAGUAUUCAGAGAUACCUGAAGGGGAGAAGAAGGACCCAAAUGAGCUUGUUGCUCAGUUCUCAGAACGGGUGCGGAACAUGUCUCCAGAUGAGAUCCGAAUCCCUCCCGAGCCCCCAGGACGCUGUUCUAACAACCUGCAGGAGAAGAUCCAGAAGCUGUAUGAGAGGAAGCUUCAUGGGGAUAUUGACACCAACAGCCACAUCCAGAAUAAGAAGGAAUUUCGCAACCCCAGUAUUUAUGAAAAGCUGAUCCAGUAUUGUGGAAUUGACGAACUCGGAACAAACUACCCAAAGGACAUGUUUGAUCCUCAUGGCUGGUCAGAAGAUUCCUACUACGAGGCUCUAGCUAAAGCCCAGAAGGUGGAGAUGGACAAACUCGAAAAGGCCAAGAAGGAGCGAACUAAGGAGGCUACUUCAGGAGGACUAUCUCUCUUUCAGAUUGAGUUUGUGACUGGUACCAAGAAGGGCACAACAACCAAUGCUGCUGCCACCACCAGCAGCACUGCCAGCACCACAGCCGCAGAUGCUCAGAAGAGGAAGAGCAAAUGGGACUCUGCUGUGCCAGUAUCCCUCGCACAGCCCACCAUUCUCACAACUACAGCAACUCUGCCCGCCGUCGUCUCGGUAACCACUACUGCAAGCGGCACCAAGACCACCGUCAUCUCUGCUGUGGGGACCAUUGUAAAGAAAGCCAAGCAGUGACUAAAUCCCCCUGGUGUACUGGCUCUGAAACUUUCAGUGCUCUUAAAGGGGGUUCUUCCCUCGUCUCUUUAUUGACCUCUGUGGACGUCUCUAGAUAAUGUAACGACAAACUUUCAACAAAGCUGUUUGCAAUUCACUGUUGUCAGCCGACAGAGUGGUAUUCAUGCAGCAGCUGAGUCCGGGGGGUCCAUUUUGCUGGGAUCUCCAUGCCCCCCCGGUAGUCAAAGGAAUUCAAGGACCUGAAGUAUCCCAUAGCAUUUUGUAUGAUAAAACCAACUGUCAGUUUACGUUUUUUUUUAUAUAUAUAUAUAAAAUUGUGAAUAAAAUAUUUGAACACUUUCAUAAUUUAACAUUUGGGUUUGACCGUGUUCUUUUCAAAAACGUUUAUUGCUUGUCCAUGCAAACAUUACUUGCAAAAAAAUCACUCCUCAAUUCCCAAUUCUAGAAAAGAAUUAUGUUCAAAGCAUGUAUGAAUAUCUUUAAGAUUUUGAAGUAUGUCUGAAAGAAGAUUUAAAGUGUCUUUAUAUUGUGUUCAGUGACUGGAGUGUCUGUUGUUGGCUUAGAGCUAGAAAGUUGAGGAUAUUUUGUUUCUGCUGCUGAAUGCUUUGUAAUUGUCACUUAUUAAAGCUGGUAUUAUUUUACUACUUUUAUAA